Molecule: messenger RNA, 891 nt
Organism: Cladophialophora bantiana CBS 173.52
Lineage: Eukaryota; Fungi; Ascomycota; Eurotiomycetes; Chaetothyriales; Herpotrichiellaceae
Exons: 1
Coding region: 1-891 (296 amino acids)
Source: RefSeq, a predicted model, not a curated record
AUGGCGGAGACCACUUCCCAAACUGACACAUAUUUACUACAACGUGGGAUUCAGGGGUCUUGCCGACUCACUGCCCAGCACUACUUACUUACUCAAAGAGCCGGCGGCUUGCUCCACCCAGCCAUUGCCAACGAGAUCAGAUCGAAAAAAGACCUGGCCAUUGCUGAUGCUGGCUGUGGUAACGGAAUAUGGGCUAUUGAGAUCGCAGAGAAGCACCCAUUAGCAGAGGUAAUCGGAAUUGAUGUGUCAGAUGCGCAGUUUCCCGCGCCAUGGACCUGCCCAGACAACUGCUGCUUUCACAAACUCGAUCUCAUGCAGCCUGUUGACGAGGCAUAUAUUAGUUGCUUUGAUUUGAUCAAUGUGCGGUUGCUUGCAGGGCCUCUGAAUGGGAGCGACUUCACCCCGAUAAUUGACAACCUAUUUCGGAUGCUAAAACCGAAUGGAUGGAUCCAGUGGCAGGACAUUUCAUCCCCGGGCAUUCGUGCCUAUGACUCCUCAGAGAGUUCUGAUAUCAUGCCUCAUUGGAGGCAACCAGCCGCGAUCUCAACUCAAUUCUCGGCGUUUGUCAGGUCAACGGAAUGGCUUGGGCAAUUGCCGACCUUUAUGAAACAGCGUGGAUUCAUAGACAUCGAGAUAUAUGAAUGCCUUCCGAAAACAACUAUUUUGAGGCACGAAACCGAUGAUAUUGGAUUAGUUUUAAUCGAGCUGUCAAAGGCCCGUCCAAGGGUGGAGCCAGAUACAGCCGCCAAGUUCAAAGAUGCUGUUGCCGAACUGCUCCAGGAGAUCUCGGAGGGACGAUUGUUCACUGUGGUGCUCCAAACCACUAUCGGGAGAAAACCGCGUGGUGCUCUUACGAGAACGGAAGCCGUUAGGAACACUUGUUCGGAAUGA